Molecule: messenger RNA, 431 nt
Organism: Nicotiana attenuata
Lineage: Eukaryota; Viridiplantae; Streptophyta; Magnoliopsida; Solanales; Solanaceae
Product: 60S acidic ribosomal protein P1-like
Exons: 2
Coding region: 36-374 (112 amino acids)
Biological process (GO): translational elongation; cytoplasmic translation
Cellular component (GO): ribosome; cytosolic large ribosomal subunit
Molecular function (GO): structural constituent of ribosome; ribonucleoprotein complex binding; protein kinase activator activity
Source: RefSeq, a predicted model, not a curated record
UAUUCUUGAAAUAUAGAAAAGAAAUCAGAGGAAAUAUGUCUUCCAUCGGUGAACUUGCUUGUACUUACGCUUGUUUGAUCCUUCACGAUGAUGGCAUUCCUAUUAAUGCCGAGAAAAUUGGUACACUCAUAAAAGCAGCAAAUUUGAAGGUGGAAUCAUACUGGCCGAGCCUUUUUGCCAAACUUUGUCAGAAGAUGAACGUGGAUGAACUUGUCAUGAACGUCGGCGUCGGCGGAACCGCGGCUGCUACCGCCGCUGCUCCCGCUCCUACUACUGGUCAGGAUGCCGCCGCUGCACCUUCCGCCAAUGACAAGAAGAAGGAAGAAGUAAAAGAAGAGAGUGAUGAUGAGUUGAUGUUCAGCUUGUUUGACUAGAGCUUAUAGAAUUCAGCGAUCCUCAGCUUGUUGGCUCUUUAUUAUAUAAAGAAUUAU